This is a messenger RNA of Cercospora beticola, 2297 nucleotides long. RefSeq names its product Mid1p (gene MID1). Gene Ontology annotation, molecular function: calcium channel activity. Gene Ontology annotation, biological process: calcium ion import across plasma membrane. NCBI's taxonomy places the organism in Eukaryota, Fungi, Ascomycota, Dothideomycetes, Mycosphaerellales, Mycosphaerellaceae. The record is from RefSeq and is a predicted model, not a curated record.
GACGCGCGGGCAGUCCCCUUCGCGACAACUUUUGUACCAACGCCCGACUGUGGCAGCAUUGGAUCUCCAGACGCAGUGAUUUCACUGUCUAUCCGCCGAGCUGGCGCUCACUUCCUAAGCGUGGGGCCACCGCCCUGCGCCGGUACCACCAUUCCCACUACCGCCGGUCCACCCCAGGAUGCUAUGCCAAUGCCCCAAACUCACGCCCCUCCAGACCCGUCUCGUUGCCUCUCUGGGCGCACUUGCGCUCAUUGUGCUGGUCUACUGGUCACUGUCGAAUCCGCACUUCGCAUACGCCGCUGAGUUGGCAUAUGAUGGGACCGGGCAGCUGAGGGGCGGCGAAGACCACAACUGGCAUCGGAUACGAGAGUCGGAAAAUGAAGACGGCAUCAAUGAGGGUGAAGAGCGAGCGACUGGCAAGAAGGGUGCGUCGACACUAGCCAAGAGACAAAGUGCAGAGGCAGCGCAGAUCAGCGGCAACAACAUUGGCACGCCUUACAAUGUAUACCCAGGCAACACGACUAUCUUUUUGUACCCCAACCGCUUUCUGGCGGCCAAUCGCACUGAGAAAGGACCUGGGCUUCCAAAUGACUUGACUGGAAAGCGGGAUGUCCAUUCACAGCACGCGGAGCUGCGCAAGCGACAAGACAGCAAUACGGACCGGACUAUCUAUAUCUCUGCAAACGUGUGCUCGCAACCAACGAAUAAUACAGAGGUCGCCUCUCUGUCCCCAGGUCAGCUUACACUUUAUGUGUCCACCACCUCUGAGAACCAGGCUCCCGGACCGGGCGGGCGCAACAACACGCAGACCGUUCAUCCUUUUAGAGGUGGAUUUGUGAACGCAUCCGUGCCCAAUGCCAGCGGCGACUGGUACAUGGCCGUGCAUGCUCCCGGUCUGCCAGAAGGUUUUACUGGCUUCUGGAACCUCGAGUUGGCAGUCUCCAUUGACGACUACUUCCAUGCUGCUGAGUUCAACGAUCCAUUCUUAUACCAGGUCGAUACGGACAUCAACUCCGCACUCUUGGUCACGGACAACCUGACGCAAGCUGCGCCCGAUGACCCUGUCUAUCAAGAGUGGCUAGAUCUAGCAGCGCCGUUCAGUCUGUUCGUCAGCAAUAAAAAUCUUACCGGCUUGGUCGGGAUGGAGAACUCAUAUUGCGGCCUGCAAAACUUCAUACGCGCCAACAAACAGCUGAAGGCUGAUCAGAACGAUUUGUCAGGCAAUGAGACGAACAUAUCCAUGGGUAUGAUCACGCGCGGUCUGGGACGCAAGCCAAAGGAACAGUUCUAUGUCGACAAUCUCAAUGGUUCGAGUGAAUACAAUGCGUACCUUGCCCUUGACGGCAAUUCAACGGCAUCUGGCGACGGCGUUGUAGGUGGUGGCGGCAAGGUCUGGAAAGCUGUUCCGUUCAGGACGAAGACGGAUGGCAAUUGUCAACUGCUCUUCAACUUGACGUUCUGCGACGAAGUGGCGUACGCCGUUCCUGCGAACCCAAAUAAUCCCGAUGUCGGGACGUUCGAAGCCCUGCAGGAAUUUUACGAAAACUAUACUCUGAAGUGGUAUGCGCCUUUCAACUACACCUUGGCGCAAAUCCCGUGCAAUACGACUUCUGAGUCCAAAUACUCACUGGCCAAAGGCUGCGAUGACUGUGCAGCAGCGUACAAAGAGUGGCUGUGCGCUGUUUCCAUACCUCGAUGCGAGGACUUCUCGAACAUGGCGGAUCACUUGCAAAUACGUAAUGUUGGACAACCUUUCUACAACAACAAUUCGAUGCUCAGCGACACGAAGCUGAACGAGAAUUAUAUUAAUAUGGAAGACGCCCCUACAGUUGAUGGCACCAUCGCUUUUGAUCAGACCCUCAUUUCGAGCUUCGCCACCAAUCAGUCGCGAAAUUCCGCAAUCGAUGAAACCAUCAAACCCGGGCCGUACAAAGAGGUGCUGCCCUGCGAGGACCUGUGCUACAGCCUGAUGCAAAGCUGCCCUGCAUCCAUGCAAUUCGCUUGUCCCUAUCCUGGCCGAGGGCUGGAAAGAGGAUAUGGGAAACGAACUGGUGACUUGACUUGCAGCUAUCUGGGUGCAGUCUAUUACUUGGGUGACGGAACGAACGUGCAACUAUCCUUGAUGAGGACAAUAGUGGUGGCAGCACUGACGGCAUUUGCGAUUGCCUUGAUAUGAGCAACGCUCGCGAAUGGACACAUGAUGAGGAGCGUUUAUGAUACCCAAGAUAGAGAUGAGAAUGGACAUAUGAUCCGUGCGCAUGAUACGAUCACUGACACGACUUCCAAGUAUGAUAACC